GAUGGUAUAUUAGAUGGUAUAUUUGAUGAUAUAUUUGAUGAUAUAUUUCAGAUCGUCAUCGGGGAGUCUAAGGCAAGUUCACCUUUCGAUCCAUCAGUUUUAGCACUUCAACAUUUUGAUCAUUUGAAGGACAUACCGAUAAACUUGAGGGAGAAUUUCAUGAAAGAAUCACUGACGUUCCUGUUCAUCCGUGACCCGUACAGUCGUCUAUUUUCAGGAUACGUUGACAAGCUUUUUUCACCUAAUUAUGUUUUCUGGAAGGUGUACGGAAAGUUUGGGAUAGAACAUGUCCGCACAAAUCGCAGUAGAAAUGAUCUCAUAUGCGGUCAUGAUCUCAGUUUCAGAGAAUUUGUAAAAACAGUUAUUUAUGCAGAAAAAUAUAAUACACAUAGAGACGGCCAUUUUACAGCACAAUAUGAACAUUGCGAUCCAUGUAAGUAUAAGUAUGACGUCAUCGGUAAACUUGAAACCCUCGCGCAAGAUACGUUUUACCUUUUAAAGAAAAUGGGAAAAUUUGCAUUAAUGAAAUCGGUCAUGAACAGAUUUCAUGAAAACACAUUAGAAGAUACUAUUAGAGACCAGGUAGAUAUGCUAUUCAGAUUUAGGUCUAAUUAUCCUCUUUGUGAAGUCGCAUUCUACGAAGCUCAAAAAUUAAUGUGGAAAAAGUUUCAAAUUCGUGGAAUAUUGAGUAAACACUCGACAUAUCCAGUUGCUAAAGAGGAGAGUGAAAGAAUUACAAAGAGAGAUUUUACACGUAUGUUGUACUUAGGCAGAGGAGACGCUGUGGAUAGGAAUAUAUCUAAGAAGAACAAGGAAGAAGCUGUGCUUGAGGCAUUUUCAACGGUAGAUAAAGAAGAUAUGGAGUUAUUGAGUGAACUGUUCCGUCCUGACUGCGAACUGUUUGGUUAUGAUUGUAGGCCUGCUAAGUUAUUCAAAAUAAGGGAGGUUAUCAAACCGUGGUAUUUUGAUAGCAGCACAGCAUAAAACAUGGUAAAACAAUUUUACAUUUGUCGUAUAUUUUUUAUUUAUUAGAAGCAGUUUUAUGUGUGCUUUAGUUUAACUACCGUUUCGAUACUUUAUUGAGUUUUGAUAUAUUUUGUAGCAUGAUAAUGUUAAGUAUAUGAAAACUGUAUUUGAUUUGAAUUUGGUAAAUCAAUCAUGCAUUCCUGUGUUUGUUUUAAAGUAAGCACUCCGUUAUAGAAUCAAUGUUGUCAUCACUUAUCGGAUGAAAGUUAAAACGAUAGUACCACUGGUGCAGAUUAUGUAGCAUAAAAACUAAUAUAGAAACUGACUUUGUCUCUUAAACGUCUCAAAACUUAACAAAAAUAUUGUUGGACCCAUUUUCUUCCGUGCAUCAUGGAUUGCUGAAAAUAUUUACUCCAUAAAGAAAUAGGAAUUGAAAGUGUUCUGACAUUAAAUCCAGUCUAUAAAACACAGAGUCGGUAACGUUGCAUACAGAGAUCGAUAUAUCCGCCUCUCCUGUAGUGCUGUGAGGUUCCAGCUAAAUUAUGCGCUGGACCGUAAGCGUUUAUGCCAAGGGAAGGUAACUCGUGCUUUGUGUUUAUCUGUAAUGCUGUCUCCAAUACAUGGUCGCUGUUUGUAAAUGCGCAAUCACUGGAUUUACCUCCCUUGCAGCACUGACUUACAUCAUCAUGCUAAUGUUGAAAUCAUACAUCCGUGACGAUGCUAACUGGUAAAAACUUGUGAAUAUUAAAAGUGUCACUGAAAGUGAUACAAUGGACAUAUUUCGAUAUUUUGACAUGGUUGCAGGAAACAUGAUUUCCAAAUAUGUCAGUUUAUACAUGAUGCAAAAAAACGUAAAUAAAGAUUAUCGUAUAUAUUUCAAU
Messenger RNA from Mizuhopecten yessoensis (Yesso scallop), 1847 nucleotides. RefSeq lists its product as uncharacterized. Gene Ontology annotation, biological process: carbohydrate biosynthetic process. Lineage: Eukaryota; Metazoa; Mollusca; Bivalvia; Pectinida; Pectinidae. Gene Ontology annotation, cellular component: membrane. Gene Ontology annotation, molecular function: sulfotransferase activity. Bases 160 to 984 code for a protein of 274 amino acids. The transcript has a single exon. The record is from RefSeq and is a predicted model, not a curated record.